Molecule: messenger RNA, 247 nt
Organism: Paramecium sonneborni
Lineage: Eukaryota; Ciliophora; Oligohymenophorea; Peniculida; Parameciidae
Source: the annotation of a GenBank genome assembly
GAUAAUGAAAAAUAACUUAUAUACUACAUUUACAUGGCCUGAUAUGAAUUAAGAGUAGACAAACGAAUUUGAUCCAAGUCAAUGGAGUUUAGGAAGAUUUGAAAUAGAUUGUUAUUUAGGUAAUGGUAAAUUUGGAGAAGGAUAUUUGGUGAAGUAAAUAAUUAUAUUUAUUUUAAUUAUGGAGCGUGAAAAACAAUUUAUAUUAGCUUUUAACUAAAUUUAUAUUAAUUGAUGGGUUCAUUUAAUA